Cyphellophora europaea CBS 101466 is the source of this 831-nucleotide messenger RNA. RefSeq lists its product as uncharacterized. Gene Ontology annotation, molecular function: translation initiation factor activity. Bases 1 to 831 code for a protein of 276 amino acids. NCBI's taxonomy places the organism in Eukaryota, Fungi, Ascomycota, Eurotiomycetes, Chaetothyriales, Cyphellophoraceae. The transcript has 2 exons. The record is from RefSeq and is a predicted model, not a curated record. Gene Ontology annotation, cellular component: eukaryotic translation initiation factor 3 complex; cytoplasm.
AUGCCGCCCAAGGCGCAGUGGGACGCCUCGUCCUCCGAAGAGUCAUCGUCCGAAGAUGACGUGCCGCAGCCUGUGGUAGCCCCCGUCCGCCGAAAGUUUGACGACGAGGAAGAAAGUGAUGUAGCGGACAAUUGGGACGAGGAGCCUGAUAGCGAUGUGGAAAGAGAAAAGGCCAAGAAAGCUGUUGAGGCUAAGGCCAAAGCCGACGCGAUUGCUGCAGCCAACAAGAAGAGUAAGGCGCAGAGGAUAGAAGAGCACCGCGAAGCCGCACGACUACGACGCGAACAAGAAGACGAGGAGUCCUCGGAAGAGGAGGAUGAGGCUGCGAAGCGCGCUCGUCUCAAAGCGCAAGAAAAGCAAGGUGAUCUUCAUCACGCCCAAGACUUGUUUGGCGACGUUGAUUUGCGAAACAACAAGAAGGCUAGCAAUAAGGCCACUGUUGUGGCUGAUCCCAACACUGCUGGUCAAGCGAUAGACUUGUCGACACUGUCACUAUUCAAGCCAAGCACCAAGUCGCAGUUCGAUACACUCUCUGAGGCUCUUGUGCCACUCAUUCGAGCCUCGACCUCAAAACCCCACUUCGCUCUGUGGAUGCCUAACUUCGCCAAAAGUGUUUGCCAAGAUAUGAGCAGCACCGAUAUCAAGAAGGUCGCCUCCGCUCUAACGGCACUGAGCAACGAGAAGAUGAAGGAAGAGAAAGCAAAGGACAGUGGCAAGAAGUCUAAGGCCAAAGGCAAGACAACUCUUUCGGCAGACCGCAGUAUGGGCCGUGGCACGGCAGACACCACUGCUUACGACGAUGACGGGCUAGGUGACGAUGACUUUAUGUGA